UGCCACCUGGUCCGACUGCUGUAGACGCAAUUCCCCUGGAACCCUCUCGACCACAACGCAUUCCAUUGAAGCACGCUCCUUCGCUUUCCCUCUCCGCUCCUUUCCCUCCUCCGCCUUGUGCUCGUCCAAAUACGUCUCACACGCCGCGUCCAGAGGGAAUACGACCGUUCACGCAUCAGUCAGGAGGGCAGGGCAAGGCAAAGAAGCGGGUACCACAAUCAUACCGCCGGCGAGAAGGACCGGCCGAUCAUCUACGACAUCUGGGAACGCGCUUUAGCAGCAUCUGCCCACCAUGGCGACCUUUCUCGAAAAUGCGUACAGCUUGGUGCAUCAAGACAAUGCCGCCGACCAGCCCUCCCUCCAAGACCUUCGGAACCAGCUCGAGAAGGGAACAGAUGAGUCGAAGAUCGAGACAAUGAAGCGCAUCUUGACCGUCAUGCUCAAUGGGGAUCCCAUGCCGAGUCUGCUCAUGCACAUCAUCCGCUUCAUCAUGCCGAGUAAGAGCAAGCCGCUGAAGAAGUUGCUAUACCUCUACUACGAAAUCUGCCCCAAGCUCGACUCCAAUGGCAAGAUGAAGCAAGAAAUGAUCCUAGUGUGUAAUGGAAUUCGCAUGGAUCUCCAACACGCCAACGAAUACAUUCGCGGAAACACCCUUCGAUUCAUAUGCAAACUACGUGAGCCCGAACUCAUCGAGCAUCUCCUCGCCCCGACCCGCGCUUGCCUCGAGCACCGACAUUCUUACGUACGGAAGAAUGCGGUCUUCGCCAUUGCCUCCAUCUACCAACUCUCCGAAUCCCUCGUCCCCGACGGCCCCGAGCUUAUUCAGAACUUCCUAGAGUCCGAGUCUGACAACACUUGCAAACGAAAUGCAUUCGCCGCAUUGCUGAGCAUCAGUCAUGAGAAGGCGUUGGAGUUCCUAAGUGGCGUGUUCGAGGGUAUACCGAAUGCGAGCGAAUUGCUACAGCUCGUGGAAUUGGAGUUCAUCCGCAAGGAUGCUGUGCAGAAUCAGCAGAACAAGGCACGCUAUCUGCGUUUGAUCUUCGACCUGUUGGAGGCGAAAGAGUCCACCGUGGUCUACGAAGCCGCAUCAUCCCUGACAAGCUUAACAAACAACCCCGUCGCCGUCAAAGCAGCCGCUGGCAAAUUCAUCGAACUCGCCAUCAAGGAGUCCGACAAUAACGUCAAGCUCAUCGUUCUGGAGAAGGUCAACCAACUACGAAAAGCCAACUACGGCAUCCUGGACGAUUUGACCAUGGAGAUUCUGCGAGUACUUUCGAGCCCGGAUCUCGACGUGCGAAGGAAGUCUCUUGAACUCGCAAUGGACAUGGUGAGCAGCAAGAACGUCGAGGAAGUCGUGAUGCUACUCAAGAAAGAGCUUGCAAAGACCGUGGACGAGCAGUACGAGAAGAACAACGAAUACCGCUCCUUACUCAUCCACUCCAUCCAUCAAUGCGCGAUCAAAUUCUCCGAAAUCGCGCAGAGUGUCGUUGGGCUGCUCAUGGAUUUCAUCGCGGACUUUAACAACGCCUCCGCCGUGGACGUGAUCACCUUCGUCAAAGAGGUCGUCGAGCGCUUCCCGAAAAUGCGCGGAUCCAUCAUCGAAAGGCUUGUCGGCACUUUGAGCGAAGUGCGAGCAGGCAAGGUGUACAGAGGUAGCCUGUGGAUCGUGGGAGAAUACUCGCUAGAGGAAAAGGACAUUCAGGGAGCAUGGAAGCGCAUCCGGGCAUCCCUCGGCGAGAUCCCUAUAGUAGCCUCGGAGGCGAGAUUACUCGAGGAGCAGCCGGAUGGCGAACUCCCGCUGAACGAACAAGUCAACGGGCACGCGCGAACUCCAUCGACGCAUGCGGCUCCCAAGCGUGUACUUGCAGACGGUACUUAUGCCACAGAGAGCGCUCUCACCAGCCAGGCGUCGGCCAAGGCGAAGCUGGACGCCGUCAAAGCAGCACAGAAGCCGCCUCUUCGGCAACUGAUCCUGGACGGCGACUUCUAUCUCGCAACCGUGCUGUCGUCGACGCUGACGAAGCUGGUAAUGCGACACGCCGAGAUAUCCAAUGACUCCGCCCGGACAAAUGCACUCCGCGCUGAGGCCAUGUUGAUUAUGAUCUCCAUCAUUCGCGCCGGACAGAGCCAGUUUGUCAAGCAGCCGAUCGACGAAGACUCGGUAGAUCGGAUCAUGGCGUGUGUCCGGUCGCUUGCCGAGUUUUCGCAGAAGAAAGACCUCGAAACGGCCUUCUUGGAUGAUACUCGACAGGCCUUCCGAGACAUGAUGCAUGUCGAGGAGAAGAAGCGAGCCGAAAAGGACGCCAUGCUGAAGGCCAAGAGCGCAAUCCAGGUCGACGAUAUGUUCUCCAUUCGCCAGCUCACGAAGAAGAAUGCCACGGACGGCGAAGGAGACAUGGAAAUGGACCUUGAGAAAGCUACCGGCGGCGAUGCGACGACGGAGGACCUCUCGAGCAAGCUCAACCGCGUCGUCCAGCUGACCGGCUUCUCAGACCCCGUGUAUGCGGAGGCUUACGUCCAAGUGCACCAGUUCGACAUCAUCCUCGACGUGCUACUGGUGAAUCAAACGCGCGACACACUGCAAAACCUGUCCGUCGAAUUUGCCACGCUCGGCGAUCUAAAGGUCGUCGAGCGGCCGACCACACAAAACCUGGGUGGUCUGGAUUUCCUGAAUGUGCAAGCGACAAUCAAGGUCAGCAGUACAGACACUGGGGUCAUCUUCGGCAACGUGGUGUACGAUGGUGCGUCGAGCACCGAGUCCAACGUCGUCAUUCUCAAUGAUGUGCACGUCGAUAUCAUGGACUACAUCCAGCCCGCCCAUUGUUCGGAGACGCAGUUCCGCACCAUGUGGACGGAGUUUGAAUGGGAGAACAAGGUAAAUAUCAACACCAAGAUGCCGGAAGGCAAGGGAUUACGGGAGUUCUUGCAGAGCUUGAUGAAGGUAACGAACAUGUCCUGCCUCACGCCCGAGGCGAGCUUGGAGGGCGAAUGCCAGUUUUUGAGCGCAAACUUGUAUGCUCGGAGUGUUUUCGGCGAGGAUGCAUUGGCGAAUUUGAGCGUGGAAAAGGAAGGGGAGAACGGGCUUGUCACGGGAUUCAUGAGAAUACGAAGUCGAUCGCAGGGCCUGGCCUUGAGUCUGGGCAGCUUGAAGGGCCUGACCAAGAUUGGAGAAUUGGCGUGAGGGAUCAGAGCCGUGGAGAUGGGUGUAUUUGCAAUGAGCAGGAUGCCGUUGGCUUCGCCUGGCUAGCGCUGAUGGUAUAGAGCAUACGGCCGGCUCGCUCAGGCCAUCAUCCCGAAGUGGGGAAUGUCAUACGUGCGAGCGAAGAUGCAAUGGGAUGGAGCUAGCAGUGCUUCAAUCAAAAGCCAAUAAGUAGGUAUGAUCUAUAGAAUAGCCAAUUUGCACAAGUCUGGUCUUCGCAUG
Messenger RNA from Neohortaea acidophila, 3421 nucleotides. Its product is annotated as adaptin N terminal region-domain-containing protein. Gene Ontology annotation, biological process: intra-Golgi vesicle-mediated transport; endoplasmic reticulum to Golgi vesicle-mediated transport; intracellular protein transport. The coding region runs from base 293 to 3181 and encodes 962 amino acids. Lineage: Eukaryota; Fungi; Ascomycota; Dothideomycetes; Mycosphaerellales; Teratosphaeriaceae. The record is from RefSeq and is a predicted model, not a curated record. The transcript has 3 exons. Gene Ontology annotation, cellular component: COPI vesicle coat; cytoplasm. Gene Ontology annotation, molecular function: structural molecule activity.